Molecule: messenger RNA, 2184 nt
Organism: Perkinsus marinus ATCC 50983
Lineage: Eukaryota; Perkinsozoa; Perkinsida; Perkinsidae
Product: H+-translocating inorganic pyrophosphatase TVP1, putative
Exons: 1
Coding region: 1-2184 (727 amino acids)
Biological process (GO): proton transmembrane transport
Cellular component (GO): membrane
Molecular function (GO): inorganic diphosphate phosphatase activity; diphosphate hydrolysis-driven proton transmembrane transporter activity
Source: RefSeq, a predicted model, not a curated record
AUGAGCAGUGUCACAUUAACUAACGUAUUUUCUUUCGUCCCACCUGUGGUGGGUCUCCUGUGGGCCAUCAAAGAGUUGGUCUAUGUUCGAAGCAUCAAGCUGGCCGGUCCCUACAAGGGAAAGUCUGGCAUGCAAGACUCUCUUGUUGCUGGUGAUGCCCGUGAUGUUCAGAAGAUUCUCUUCGCCAUGCGUGAGAUCUCUUCCAACAUCGCCGAGGGUGCAAACGCAUUCCUCAUUGCCGAGUACAAGUACAUGAUGGUCUACGUUCUCGUCUUUUCCGUUAUCAUCUGGCCCUGCAUCGGUUUCGGCACUAUGUUGUCAUUCGUUGUGGGUUCCAUUACCUCUAUCGCUUGCGGGUACAUCGGAAUGAAGACCGCUGUAUACUGCAACGUCCGUACUGCUCAUGAGUGCUGGAAGAACCUCUCUGAUGGUUACGAUGUUGCACUUCGCGGUGGCUCCGUCAUGGGCUUCGCUCUCGUGUCUUUGGCUGUUCUCAACUUGGCUAUUCUCGUUACCAUCUAUAACGUUCCUUCUUUCUAUAACGAUGACGUCAACGGUCUUUACGAGGCUCUUACCGGUUAUGGUUUGGGUGGUUCCUCUAUUGCUCUCUUUGGUCGUGUUGGUGGUGGUAUUUACACCAAGGCUGCCGAUGUUGGUGCUGAUCUUUCUGGUAAGAAUGAGUACGGCCUCGAUGAGGAUGAUCCGAGGAACCCCGGCUGUAUCGCCGAUAACGUUGGAGAUAACGUUGGUGAUAUCGCCGGUAUGGGCGCUGAUUUGUUCGGUUCUUUCGCCGAGUCUACUUGUGCUGCCAUGGUCAUCUGCUCUGCUGCCCCUGAGGUGGCCGUCCACGGAAGUUGGUCAUCAAUGAUGUUCCCUCUGCUCCUCUCGUCUGUCGGUAUCAUCGUUGGUAUUGUGACUAUGAUGUGCGUUGAUGCCUUCUACAAAGUUCAGGAGAUAAAGGAUGUUGAGAGAUCUCUGAAAGGCAUUCUCGUCAUAUCUACCUCUAUUCAAACCCCUAUGGUUAUUCUACUUGCCUGGUGGGCACUUCCCAGUGGUCUUUUUGCCAUCGAUGCUUCCCGUCUCCAUUGCACUUGGUGGAAAUGUGCUAUCUGUGUUCUCCUCGGUCUAUGGUCCGGUCUCUGCAUUGGUAACAUCACCGAGUAUUUCACUUCCGAUACCUAUAGGCCAGUUCGCGGUAUCGCGAAAGCAGAGGGGAUUUCUGCAGCUACGGGCAUCAUCAUCGGUCUCGCCAGUGGUUAUGCUUCGACCGUUAUCCCGACCCUCUGCUUGGGCCUGACUAUCUGUGUUGCAUUCUCGCUUGCGGGUAUGUUCGGUGUUGCCCUUGGCGCCCUCGGUAUGCUCGGGACUCUCACCAUGUCCCUCACCAUCGAUGCUUAUGGUCCCAUCUCUGAUAAUGCCGGUGGUAUCGCCGAGAUGUCCGGGAUGGGCCCUGAAGUCAGGGAGCUCACGGACGCUCUCGAUUCCGCUGGUAACACCACUGCGGCCAUCGGUAAGGGCUUCGCUAUCGGCUCUGCCGCUCUUGUGUCCCUCGCCUUGUUCGGCGCCUACACUGUUCGUGCUGGUGUCCAUAUUGUCAGCCUGCUAGACCCUUGGACCUUCACUGGUCUCCUCUUCGGUGCUAUGAUGCCUUAUGCUUUCUCUGCUAUGACUAUGAAGUCUGUCGGUAAGGCCGCCAACCAGAUGGUCGAGGAGUGCAUGUCGCAGUUCCCCAAGAUCAUCUCUGGUGAGAUGAAGCCCAACUACACUAAGUGCAUCAAGAUUGCCACUGAUGCCUCUCUUAUGGAGAUGAUUGCUCCUGGUUGCUUGGUCAUCCUCUCUCCCCUCGUCGCUGGUCUCAUCUUCGGUAAGAACUGCACUGCCGGUCUAUUGUGCGGUGCUCUCGUCUCUGGUGUGCAACUGGCCAUUUCCAUGUCCAACACCGGUAGUUCCUGGGAUAACGCCAAGAAGUACAUCGAAGCCGGUGGUCUCGGUCCCGAGUGUGGUAAGGGCUCUCAGGCUCAUAAAAACGCUGUGACUGGUGAUACUAUCGGUGACCCACUAAAAGAUACUUCCGGACCCGCUAUCAACAUUGUUAUCAAGUUGUCCGCUAUUAUGUCAUUGGUCUUUGGCGGUGUUAUUGCCAAGACCUCCAACGAGCAUGGUGGUCCUUUCUGGCUCAAGUAA